GUAGCAUGAUGCGGGAGAGAGGACGGGAAAAAGAGAAAAAGAGAAAACCAUCAAGGGCCCACCCUCCAUUUUCACUGACACCAGCAACGUACAUACAUCGUCAACGGACCGCGCGCUAGCACGCGUUGGCUGCGCUUCUCCUCGCUAUGGCUGCGAAUGAUCUUGGCCCAGCCGUCAUCGCGGUUGCUUGGACUUUCGCAGCCCUUGCGACUGCAGUGGUUGGAGCACGGAUCUACGUCCGCGUGCGCUUUUUGCGAACCCUGAAAAUCGAUGACUACAUUAUCCUCUUGACACUGUUGCUCGGGUUUGGGAAUAGCAUCUUCCUCACCAUGGCCGUGGACUGGGGCUUGGGACAACACCUCUCAGUCCUCCAGGCCGAGCCCGCGCGCAUCAUGUACACGGUGAAGUGGGUGUACCUCUGCGAGUUCUUCUCCAUCAUGUGCCCUGGGUUCGGCCGGAUAUCGUUCGCCUUCUUGCUUCUCAGCAUCAUCCCGCCGACUACCGGCCGUAAAGUCUUUCUCUGGAGCGUCAUCGGUGCCCAGUUCGUCGUCGAUGUCGGAACUGUCAUCAUCAGCUUCGCGCAGUGCAGACCUAUCGAAGGCUACUGGGACAAGAGUUUGAACGCGGAUUGCUGGCCGCCCCAUAUCCAACAAUACACCGGGUUUUUCCAAGGCUCGUUUUGUUCGCUGGUUGACCUUGUUCUUGCUCUAUUUCCCGUCACCUUAUUCUGGUCACUGAGGAUGGAAUGGAAGCAGAAAGCCGCGCUCAGCGCCCUCAUGGGCCUGGGCGUCUUCGCGAUGAUUGCAUCCAUCGUGAAGACCGUCGGACUCCGAGCCCUUACUGAGACCGAAGACUUGACUUACGCCAUGGCAGAUUUGGCAAUUUGGUGGACCCUCGAAGCCUACCUCGUCCUGAUAGCAGCCUCGAUGCCGACGCUACGGCCGAUAUUCAAGCGUGGAAGAAACCACACCCACGACGCAAGCGGAUACGGGACAGGACAGAGCGGGUGGAGCCAAUCCAAGAGAGCAAAGAUGACCAACCCGGACGGCGCCGGGCCGUUCAUGACCCUUAGCCAGCCCUCAUCCCGCGAGGAGAUCGACCUCGCCGACUGGGAGCCGCCCACCGAAAACAGUACAUACCGAGUUAAUGCAGCGGUGGAAUACGAGGAGCCGGAACGGGAUAACGCUACAGACGGCAUCAGGAGAGACGUCACGGUGACGGUUGUUUACGGGAAACCAAGCCCCUCCGAGGAGAAGUUAACAGGCUGAGCCUUUGCAGAAUCCGAAGAUUCGUUAUGUGCAUCGUGGGACGCCGGGGAACUGUAAAGCCGGGGAGGGAGCUAGAGAAACUAGUAGCCUAGCUGUCUCUGCCGUGUGUGGUAUUUGUAGUUGUGAGAGAAAGAAGGACAUAAGAUCGGUGGGUGGCCGACUGCAAGCUGCUGCUGGCAAGCAGUAGCCACAGGCCAACCUCCGAGCCCUAACCACGACUCGCUACCUCGAGUUAUCCGUCUCAUACCUUCACCAGCCGCACGUGAAGAGUGUCAACCGGAAACCGUCUGGUCGUGGGAUGUGGAGCGUAAAUGGCGCAAGUGGGUGAGAGGUAGCCUACGGACGACUCAUCCUACGUUUCAUUUCUUCCUACGUGCGGACCGAAGAGAGUACCUAGGUAGGCUGGCGGUGUAAAAACUCGCUCGCAAACCUCGAGGCCACUCCACC
Chaetomium fimeti is the source of this 1715-nucleotide messenger RNA. RefSeq lists its product as uncharacterized. The record is from RefSeq and is a predicted model, not a curated record. The coding region runs from base 147 to 1268 and encodes 373 amino acids. The transcript has 6 exons. NCBI's taxonomy places the organism in Eukaryota, Fungi, Ascomycota, Sordariomycetes, Sordariales, Chaetomiaceae.